CGUAAAGUUCAACCUGGGACCCAGAGCAGCUCAGAGGGAGGAGCCAGACCAACAGUUCCUCAUACCCUGUCCUCUUUAACCCUGAACAUAUGUCUCCAUAACAUCUGCUCCAUAAUGGCAGUGGGUGGGGCCCUGAUGCACACCAGGAUCACUCUUCUGCUGCUCUGCCUUGGGGUAUCUCUGUCCAUUCCCGACCUCUCCCAGGCCAGGCCCUCCCAGCAUUUCAGCUCCCCAGAAGUGGUGAUCCCCUUGAAGGUGACCAGCAGGGAUAGAGGUGCAAAGGCUCCAGGAUGGCUCUCCUACCGCCUGCGGAUUGGGGGCCAGAGGCACACUGUCCACCUGAGGGUCAAGAGGCUGUUGGUUUCCACACACCUCCCUGUGUUCACCUACACAGAGCAGCAUGGCCUCCAGGAGGAUCACCCCUUUGUCCCUGAUGAUUGUUACUAUCAUGGUUACGUGGAGGGGGCCCCCGAGUCUCUGGUUGCCCUCAGCACCUGUUCUGGAGGUUUUCGAGGAAUGCUACAGAUAAAUGACCUCAUGUAUGAAAUUGAACCCAUCAGGCACUCUAAAGCAUUUGAACACCUGAUACAUCAUAUAGGCAGCGAUGAGACAGAGUCUCCACACAUGAGAUGUGGUUUAACAGAAGAGGCUAUAGCUCGCCAAUUGGAGUUACAGUCAUCUUAUAUUUCCACUCUGAAACAACGUUCUUAUGUACCUUGGUGGACCCACCAUCGGAUUGUUGAGCUGGGAGUGCUUGUGGACAAUGAUAGAUUUGUUUACUCUAACAGAAAUGUGACACUAGUGCAGACUGAAGUAUUUCAUGUUGUCAACAUAGUGGAUACCUUAUAUCACCCAAUCAGUGUUGAUGUAAUUUUGACUGGGGUUGAAAUCUGGAAUGUAAUGAACCAAAUAGACACGAAAGACGACUUAGAUAACGUUUUGCAGAGAUUUGCUGUUUGGAAACAUAUGAGUUUUGAUCCUCGUCUUUGGCGUGAUACUGUACAUCUUUUCAUAAAACAACUACAUGGUGAAAAAGUUGGUGCUGCCUAUAUUAAAGGAAUAUGCCGGAGUCCUUUUAACUCUGGAGUCGAUGUCUUUGAAGAUAGAAACUUUACCCUUUUCGCGCUUACUUUGACCCAUGAGCUUGGUCAUAAUUUGGGUAUGCAGCAUGAUGAGAAAUGGUGUGUGUGUGAACAACAGUUUUGCAUAAUGAAUACUGAGAGAAAGAACUCAACCCAAUUCAGCAACUGCAGUUAUGGUCAAUUUUUUGACAAUACUUUGGAUACUGGAGGAUGUAUUUUCACUCCUGCAAAUCCACGGAGAAUCAUAAGGUUGAGGUUCUGUGGUAACCGAGUGGUUGACAAUGAGGAGGAGUGUGACUGUGGUUCUAUACAGGAAUGUACACAAGAUCCCUGCUGUUUGUUGAACUGUACACGGAAGCCUGGGGCUGCUUGUGUUUCUGGAAGUUGUUGCGAAGACUGCAAAUUCAUGCCAUCAGGGACUUUAUGUAGACAGCAGGUCAAUCAAUGUGACCUUCCAGAGUGGUGCAAUGGGACAUCGCAUGAGUGUCCAGAUGAUGUAUUUGUGAAGGAUGGCAUCUCCUGUAGUGACAAUUCCUACUGCUUUGAUAAGAUGUGUAACAACCAUGAUACUCAAUGUAAGGAGAUUUUUGGCCAAGAGGCCAGGGGUGCAUCUGACAGUUGCUACCAAGAACUGAACAGCCAAGGAACCCGUUUUGGUCAUUGUCAUAUUGAUGAAGCAACAUAUAUAAAAUGUUCGCCCCGUAAUGUCAGGUGUGGGAGAAUUCAGUGUGAAAAUGUCCACCAAAUUCCGGAACUGAAAGAACAUAUCACAGUGCAUCAGUUUCAUUUCAAUAAUACUACUUGCUGGGGCACUGAUUAUCAUUUAGGGAUGUCCAUUCCUGAUAUUGGUAGAGUGAAAGAUGGCACGGUGUGUGGUCCAGAGAAGAUAUGCAUUGGCAAGGUAUGCAUAGGUACGGGUAUCCUGAGAGGUUAUUGUGAGCCUCAGGAUUGCAACAUGCAUGGGAUCUGCAACAAUAGACAGCACUGUCACUGUCACUUUGGAUGGGCACCUCCCAACUGUACUUUGCAAGGCAAUGGAGGUAGUGUGGACAGCGGUCCAGCUCCUGAAAAAGCUGUGGAAGAGCUGCCAGUGCCAAUUAAGAGAAAAUUGAUUGGAGGUGACUGCUCUGGGGGAAGAUGUGAAAGUGGUGAUGAAUUGAGAAUUCACAUCUGGAGGCCCUCUGCUGAUGAUGAGACCGUCUUCGGAGGUAGAUCUGGGUGCAUGCUUGGAUAUUCUGCAAUGAUGGCUUUGGAUGGUUACUAUGUGUCACCGUGUGUCACAGUGCAGGUGCUUAUCACCAACCUGAACACCUCAUCAACACAGCCUGCUCACACUGGGUUUCUGACUCCAUCCAUUUAUAGUUACCACUGGGUCAAGGACUACCAAGAGGUUCCUGAGAAGAAUGCCCAGGGUUUACUCAUAUGUGCUGGUAUCCCCAUCUUAUAA
This is a messenger RNA of Lepus europaeus (European hare), 2529 nucleotides long. RefSeq names its product disintegrin and metalloproteinase domain-containing protein 20-like. Bases 115 to 2529 code for a protein of 804 amino acids. The transcript has 3 exons. Gene Ontology annotation, cellular component: external side of plasma membrane; plasma membrane; sperm head plasma membrane. Gene Ontology annotation, molecular function: metalloendopeptidase activity. The record is from RefSeq and is a predicted model, not a curated record. Gene Ontology annotation, biological process: male gonad development; proteolysis. Lineage: Eukaryota; Metazoa; Chordata; Mammalia; Lagomorpha; Leporidae.